Messenger RNA from Aplosporella prunicola CBS 121167, 672 nucleotides. RefSeq lists its product as uncharacterized. The coding region runs from base 182 to 589 and encodes 135 amino acids. The record is from RefSeq and is a predicted model, not a curated record. Lineage: Eukaryota; Fungi; Ascomycota; Dothideomycetes; Botryosphaeriales; Aplosporellaceae. The transcript has a single exon.
GAGAUAACACACAAUGAUGUAUACAGAUUGCAAUAUUGGUAUAGAUAUUAAGUAAUUAUUUCAUACAUGAAAGGAAAAUAAAGUAUAUUUAUAGGGUUGUUAUCUACUAUUUACCGGGGAGGUCGGGGCGGUAAGAACACUAAUAUUAUAACAUAUUAUCUAUUUAUUUAAAAAACAAUAUAUGGACUUCGUGUGUAUUUUAUUUAUUAUUGGGGCUUUAGGUUUAUUUAGCAUAAUAUUUUUUUUAGCCAAAUCCCUUAGACAAUAUAGAACAGUAUUUUAUAUAAUAGCUAUUAUAUUAGUUCUUGUGAUAUUUAUUUAUUUAAUAUGUAUUUAUUUAGGAUAUGGUUUACGAGAUUUUCUGUCUUUUUUGGAUGGUAGAGAAUAUGGGUAUAUUGAUGGUAGAGCAUUGCUUGAGGACUUGAUAAAUGGUAUUUUUACUCUGUUUUAUUUGUUGUUUUCCUCUUAUAAAGAGACAAUGGGAGAUUCAGGUAAUAAUCCUUCCUCUCCUAUAGUUAUUUCAUCCGAUGAUGAAAGUACUACUACGGAUAAAGAAGAUGAAAAUAUUACUGCAUCUGCCCCUGCCUGAAGCAGGGCGCCAGGCCAAGGGGAGGAUAAAGAAGAUGAAAAUAUUACUGAGGAUAAUGGACCUUCUAAAGUAGAUAAAGGUAA